AGUGUUCGACAUAAUGUUCAAAGAUAACUAAACGUCGGUUAGUGCAGUACGUGCAACAGUGUUUUCAUGGUGCACAUAUCCAUUAGUCCUUUGGAGUAUUCAACUAUAACCUCCAUAUAAGAAGAGGCAUCUGAUUGAUUCCGAAAUUCUGUGAUCUUAAUAUCGGAAGAAUGAAAAAAAAUAUGAAACUGCCCGAUGAAACUGAAAAAAUGCCCAGUGGGAGCACUGAACCCUCAGCUCCUCCACCCAUGGCUCCUCCAUCUUAUGAGGAAGCUGUUGAAAAUGCAACUCGUCUUCCCCGCCAUCCAAACAUUCCACCGUAUCCCGUAGGACCAUCCUCUAUGCCAAUACCAAUUCAAAAUCAGCCACCGAGCAAAACAACGUUGUCUCCCGUACCACCGUAUCCACCGGUUUAUUCAGGACCCAGCGAGCCACCACCUUCGCACUCGCAGACGCAAACGCAGGCACAGCCUAAUGAAAAUCCGAGCGCUGUACCUGGGCCGAAAAUUCGGGUCGUCUAUCAGCCAGUGCUUUAUUCCUUGACCUCGACUUCGACAAAAACGAUCUGUCCGACAUGUCACACAAGCAUUAAGACUAACACGGUAUCAGAUCAUCAGCUGAGCGCCCAUAUUUGCUGUAUCAUCCUCUGCUUACUUGGAUGUUUCCUUUGCUCGUGCCUGCCGUAUUACAUGAGCAACUUUAAGACUGUCCAUCACUUUUGUCCGAAAUGUAAAAAUUAUAUCGGUAUAUGGAAGGGCUGAGCCGUGUCCCAUAACCGGCGAGACACUUUGUAUAUUUAUUGUUACGCGGUCCUUUAUGUAAUCAGAUACAGUGUAACAUUUAUCGGGGAGUAGUUGAUAUUUCCCUGCUUGUAUUAAGUUUUAAGAGGAGGAACUAUUCGACGAGAUCGUCAUAGGUUGUAUCACCGAAUACUAUAUUAUAUGACGCUUAUUUCUUGCGAGACGAAUGCAACCUGUAAUGUGUGAUAGUCACGAUUGUAGAUUCUAUAUGUUGAUUUAUAAGUGAGAUGAGUGGGUCGAGUGUUGUACGUAUGUACGUGGGAUUUAUAGAUAGCGUGUGAUGGUGUUAUAUAGAUAUAAU
Molecule: messenger RNA, 1101 nt
Organism: Habropoda laboriosa
Lineage: Eukaryota; Metazoa; Arthropoda; Insecta; Hymenoptera; Apidae
Product: lipopolysaccharide-induced tumor necrosis factor-alpha factor homolog
Exons: 4
Coding region: 171-761 (196 amino acids)
Molecular function (GO): zinc ion binding
Source: RefSeq, a predicted model, not a curated record